AUGUCUACAAACACCAUAAAAGUUUUAGAAAGAAAAAACACGGAACUAAUACACAAAAACAACAAUCUGGAAUUGAGGGUAGGUGCAUUGGAGCAGCGUUUCCAUGAGAUGGAACAGGAGAAACUUUCUAAUUUUAUAGAAAUAGCAAACGUCCCCCCUGCGAGUGAAGAGAAUGUGAGAAAAUUAGUUGAAAAUGUAGCAUUAAAACUUAAACAGCCCUUCGACAGUAUCCGUAACACAAUGCGAUACCAAGGUAAAAACGACCAACCGGGCAUUAUACAAGUAAAACUUAAUGAUAAAGCAACCCAAGAAAAGUGGAUUAAAGCUGCAAAAACCAUUAAAACUAUGGUGGCCGAUGUUUGCCCCUAUGAACCCAACAAUAACAAAAUAGUAUUCAUCAGGGAAGCAAUGACUAAACACAACAAAAGCGUUUUAUGGGAAGCCAAACAGGAAUUAAAGAAUAAACAAGGAUAUAAAUACGUAUGGUUUAAAAACGGUAUGGUGCGUGCAAGAAAGGAUGAAAACACUAAAAUACAAAACCUAAGAUCAGUGUUGGAUAUACAAGUGCUAAAAAAAAGACAGAAUGCCAAUUAACUGACCAAUUUAAAUGCAUAUAAAUUAUUAUUAUUAAGAUGGAUAGUUUAACUAGUGAUAUUUGUGAAUUAGAAGACUGUAUAAACAUAAGUGAUUUUGUGAGUAAAAUUCCCAGUAGACAUUUAAAUCUAUUGUGUGUACACAUAAACAUAAGGUCAAUCAUAAAAUACUUUGAUAGUCUUGAGCAAUGUAUUUAUGCGGCUGGCGCUGUUGACGUUAUUGUGCUUACAGAAGUAAACAUUUCUGAUAAAAUCAGUUGUCUGUAUAAUUUAGAUGGAUACCAUAUGUUUUCGGCACUCAGAAACGGUAGGAAAGGUGGAGGUAUCGUAGUAUAUGUAAAAAAGAAACAUAAAUUUAAUAUGAAAAUUGUAAAAAGCCAACAUUUCGAGAAUAUACUUUUUACCAUCACAACUCAGACAAAAUACACUGCUCAAAUUUGUGCUAUUUACCGCCCACCUAGCCUAAGCAAGAACCUGUUUAUUGACGAACUUCAUAAUAUUAUUAAGAACAACUGUCAGAAAAAUAUUGAUUUGUAUCUAUUGGGAGACGUUAAUAUAAAUCUAAAGCUAGACAUUCCUAUAAAACAUAAAUAUUGCAACACAUUACACAGUUUAGGCCUUAUGUGUGGGAUCACAACUUACACUAGGGC
Pieris brassicae (large cabbage white) is the source of this 1243-nucleotide messenger RNA. RefSeq lists its product as uncharacterized. The transcript has a single exon. The coding region runs from base 1 to 594 and encodes 197 amino acids. Lineage: Eukaryota; Metazoa; Arthropoda; Insecta; Lepidoptera; Pieridae. The record is from RefSeq and is a predicted model, not a curated record.